CCAGCCUCCUCUCUUCCCCGCCCCUAACCCUAAGAAGUGGGAACCCUCUCAGAUCCGAAGCUAGAGGGUCACCUGUUGUUUCCCUUCUUCCUCCCUUGGAUCUGAAGGAGUCGAGUGCUCCUUCUUCUUCUACUUAGUUUUUAGUUGUCCUUUGUUUCCCUGCAUUUUUCCGAGCGCGAUGGCUCUCCUCGUGGAGAAGACUGUCUCCGGCAGGGAGUACAAGGUGAAGGACAUGUCUCAGGCGGACUUCGGGCGCCUCGAGAUCGACCUCGCGGAGGUCGAGAUGCCGGGGCUCAUGGCUUGCCGGACCGAGUUCGGCCCCUCGCAGCCGUUCAAGGGCGCGAAGAUCACCGGAUCCCUGCACAUGACCAUCCAGACCGCCGUCCUCAUUGAGACCUUGACUGCCCUGGGCGCCGAGGUACGCUGGUGCUCCUGCAACAUUUUCUCGACGCAGGACCACGCCGCGGCGGCGAUCGCCCGCGACAGUGCUGCUGUCUUCGCGUGGAAAGGGGAGACCCUCCAGGAGUACUGGUGGUGCACCGACCGCGCCCUCGACUGGGGCCCCGGCGGCGGUCCCGACCUCAUCGUCGACGACGGGGGUGAUGCCACGCUCCUCAUCCAUGAGGGAGUCAAGGCCGAGGAGGAGUACGCCAAGACCGGGACGCUCCCCGACCCCUCGUCCACCACUAACGCCGAGUUCCAGAUCGUGCUCGGCCUGAUCCGGGACGGGAUCAAGGUGGAUCCAAUGAAGUACCACAAGAUGAAGGAGAGACUCGUUGGUGUCUCGGAGGAAACCACAACGGGCGUCAAGAGGCUUUACCAGAUGCAGGCCAACGGCACUCUCCUCUUCCCUGCCAUCAACGUCAACGAUUCUGUGACGAAAAGCAAGUUCGAUAAUUUGUAUGGGUGCAGACACUCACUCCCUGAUGGGCUCAUGAGGGCUACUGAUGUCAUGAUCGCCGGCAAGGUUGCAGUUGUCUGUGGUUAUGGUGAUGUCGGCAAGGGUUGCGCUGCUGCCCUCAAACAAGCUGGUGCUCGCGUGAUUGUGACAGAGAUUGAUCCCAUCUGUGCUCUCCAGGCUCUCAUGGAGGGGCUGCAAGUGCUCACCCUCGAAGAUGUCGUUGCUGAAGCAGACAUCUUCGUCACCACCACCGGCAACAAGGACAUCAUCAUGGUGAAGCACAUGAAGCAGAUGAAGAACAACGCCAUUGUCUGCAACAUUGGCCACUUUGACAAUGAAAUCGAUAUGCUCGGACUGGAGACCUACCCAGGCGUCAAGCGCAUCACCAUCAAGCCCCAGACGGACCGCUGGGUCUUCCCGGAGACUAACAAGGGCAUCAUCGUCCUCGCUGAGGGUCGUUUAAUGAACCUUGGCUGUGCCACUGGACACCCCAGCUUUGUCAUGUCCUGUUCCUUCACUAACCAGGUGAUAGCUCAGCUGGAGUUGUGGAAGGAGAAGAGAACCGGCAAAUACGAGAAGAAGGUCUAUGUUCUGCCCAAGCACCUCGAUGAGAAGGUUGCAGCUCUGCAUCUAGGCAAGCUUGGCGCCCACCUAACCAAGCUCACCACCGAUCAGGCCGAGUACAUCAGUGUGCCUGUGGAAGGUCCAUACAAGCCACCACACUACAGGUACUAGACAGCCAAAGGCGUUAUGUGCCUCGGAAGAAUCCUAUGCCAUCCAACGGCGACGUUCUUUUUGCUUUCCAUUAUUUUCCCUUUCAGUCUUUUUGUGGGUUAAUUGAGAGGUUCUUCCUGUCUGGUUGGAUGGUGUUGGGAGGAGAUUCCUCCAAUAAGAAUGUGGGGAGUGAGGUUUUAGUUUUGUCGCUGUGGAAGUGCAAUAUCACAUGAUGUAAUAGAAAUGCCAUUCACUAGUAUUCAAGAUUAAUGUUGGUUA
Nymphaea colorata (pocket water lily) is the source of this 1894-nucleotide messenger RNA. RefSeq names its product adenosylhomocysteinase-like. NCBI's taxonomy places the organism in Eukaryota, Viridiplantae, Streptophyta, Magnoliopsida, Nymphaeales, Nymphaeaceae. Gene Ontology annotation, molecular function: adenosylhomocysteinase activity. The coding region runs from base 179 to 1636 and encodes 485 amino acids. The record is from RefSeq and is a predicted model, not a curated record. Gene Ontology annotation, biological process: L-methionine cycle. Gene Ontology annotation, cellular component: cytosol. The transcript has 3 exons.